This is a messenger RNA of Phytophthora sojae, 1752 nucleotides long. RefSeq lists its product as hypothetical. The record is from RefSeq and is a predicted model, not a curated record. NCBI's taxonomy places the organism in Eukaryota, Oomycota, Peronosporomycetes, Peronosporales, Peronosporaceae. Gene Ontology annotation, molecular function: beta-glucosidase activity. The transcript has a single exon. The coding region runs from base 1 to 1752 and encodes 583 amino acids. Gene Ontology annotation, biological process: glucan catabolic process.
AUGCCAGCCAUUGUCUUGCCAGUGGAGCCAGAUAAGGAUACGAGCGACCAGGAGGCCGUCCGUGGAUUCGCAAAGUACCAUGUCGGCUCGUACCUGAGGCCUCCCAUGUCUGCUCUUGAUGAGAUCAACGGCUCGUACGGCUGGACUACCGCGCAAAUGCGAGAGUUCGUUGCCGGCAUCCAGAAGAUCGCCAUGGAGGAGAACGGCGGCCACCUCAUGGUCUACGGCACGGACUCUGCGCAUGGCAACGCCCUCGUGACGGAUACGGUCUUUUUCGGCCAGCAGAUCAACGCCGCCGCUACGUUCAACCCGGACCUGGCCUACGAGCAAGGACGCAUCACAACCAGAGACACUCUCGCCGCUGGUAUCCCCUGGAUCUUCGACCCUGUGCUCGACAUCAUGCACAGCCCGCUCUGGCCGCGCGUGUACGAGACUUUCGGUGAAGAUCCGUACUUGGCGUCGGUGAUGGGAGCUGCUGUUGUUCGUGGUAUCCAGAGUUACAACGAGUCUGCUGCCUGCAUGAAGCACUGGAUCGCGUACGCCUGGAACCCCACGGGCCACGACAAGGACGGAGUCACGAUGUCGGAUUUCGACCUGCUGAACACGUACUUCCCGUCUUUCAAGGCCGCGGUGGACGCGGGCCUGCUUGCCGGUAUGGAGAACUACAUCUCGGUGAAUGGUGUGCCGAUUGUUGAGAACACGAAGCUGUUGAAGACGCUCCUCCGCAACGACCUGGGCUUUGAGGGUCUCAUGGUGACGGACUACGGUGAGAUCAAUGCUCUGCAGGACUUCCACCGCACGGCUCGCAGUGAGAACGAGGCCACCAAGUUCUCGUUGGAGCGCACCUCGAUUGACAUGAGCAUGGUGGCUUCGGAUCUUUCCUUCACCAACGGAACGAACAAGUUGCUCGAGGAGGAACCCGAGAUCCUCGACCGCCUCAAAGAAUCCGUGCGUCGCAUCAUCAAGACCAAGCUCAAGCUGGGUCUGUACGACAACCCGAUGCCUGGUGAGGAGUACUUGGACAUGGUCGGCAACGACGACGAUGUGGCUGCUGCUUUGGACAGCGCCCGUGAGUCCAUUGUGUUGCUGCAGAACAACGCCAGCACGCUGCCCUUGGCAAAGGAUGCAUCCGUGUUCCUUACUGGCCCCAGUGCCGACAACAUCGGCUACCAGUGCGGUAGUUGGACCCUGCAGGUGCAAGGUGUGUCUGGCAAUGACAUGUUCUCGCACGGUGUGUCGGUCAGGCAGGGUAUUGAGGCCAUUGCUGGAAACGACUCGUUCACGUACUUCAACGGUCUCAACAUCACGGGCAACUACACGGAUGCCGACUUGGCCACUGCCAAGGAAUACGCUGCCAAGGCUGAGUACACGAUUGCUGUGAUCGGCGAGGAGGUCUACGAGGAGAAGACGGGUGACAUCAACGACCUGACGCUGCCUCUUGGCCAGAUCGAGUACGUCAAGGAGCUCGCCUCCACUGGUACCAAGGUUAUUGUGGUGCUCUUUGAAGGUCGCCCGCGUAUCCUGAACGACUUGCCGGAGAACGUGUACGCUGUGAUCAACGGCAUGCUUUCGUGUGAGCAGGGCGGCAAGGCCGUCGCUGAGAUCAUCUACGGUGAUGUGAACCCCAGCGGACGCAUGCCGAUCACGUACCCCAAGGACACCGGCAACGUCAUGAUCCCGUACCAGCACUCAGUCAAGGCACCCGAAAAAAUAAUACUCAUAAAAAUACAUUCGAAUACUUUAAAUCAAUGA